Molecule: messenger RNA, 750 nt
Organism: Rangifer tarandus platyrhynchus (Svalbard reindeer)
Lineage: Eukaryota; Metazoa; Chordata; Mammalia; Artiodactyla; Cervidae
Source: the annotation of a GenBank genome assembly
AUGGCCAGUCAGCCGCCAGAGGAGGCGGCCGAGUCUCAGGUCUCGGACGAGCUGGAGUGUAAGAUCUGCUACAACCGGUACAACCUCAAACAGAGGAAGCCCAAGGUGCUGGAGUGCUGCCACCGGGUGUGUGCCAAAUGCCUGUGCAAGAUCAUCGACUUCGGGGACUCCCCGCACGGCGUCAUCGUCUGCCCUUUCUGCAGGUUCGAGACGUGCCUGCCGGACGACGAAGUCAGCAGCCUGCCCGACGACAACAACAUCCUGGUGAACCUGACCUGCGGCGGCGGCAAAGGCAAGAAGUGCCUGCCGGAGAACCCCACCGAGCUGUUGCUGACCCCCAAGCGGCUGGCCUCGCUGGUCAGCCCUUCCCACGCGUCCUCCAACUGCCUGGUCAUCACCAUCAUGGAGGUGCAGCGGGAGAGCUCGCCCUCGCUCAGCUCCACGCCCGUGGUCGAGUUCUACCGGCCCUCCAGCUUCGACUCGGUGACCACUGCCGUGUCGCACAACUGGACCGUGUGGAACUGCACGUCCCUGGUCUUUCAGACGUCCGUCCGGGUGCUGGUGUGGUUGCUGGGCUUGCUCUACUUCAGCUCCUUGCCCUUGGGCAUCUACUUACUGGUCUCCAAGAAGGUCACGCUGGGGGUCGUCUUCGUCAGCCUGGUCCCCUCCAGCCUCGUCAUCCUGAUGGUGUACGGCUUCUGCCAGUGCGUCUGCCACGAGUUCCUAGACUGUCUGGCACCGUCCUCUUAA